CUGAAAAGUGGUAUUCAAAAUAUAUUUAAGGUUGGUGAAGGGGGGGGGGGAGAGAGGAAAGAAACCCCUCACGAGUCUAUGUUAAAUAUUUGCGCACGUGGAACGCAGUUUUCAAGUCAUUGGACUGAGCUCCUCUACUUAAUUUUUCCCAAUUCGAGCACUGAUGUAUACUAAUGAUUAGUAUACACAUUGGAAUUUUUAUCAACUUUUAACUACCAAAAUAGGCAGAUUUUGUGAUUUUUAUCUACAUUUCUAAUUUAAACGUUUAUUUUUAAAAACUGUGCUGCAGAUUUUUGAAAUUUUUUCACAUGAGUAUAGAAAAUGUGUGAAAACCAUUGUAAUAAAAUUUUAAAAUUUUAUGGCCAACCAAUAUUUUUUUAUUGACGUUAUACGAAAAAAAAUAGAAUAGCGAAGAAACGAUUGAGGCGAAAUGUACUAGACCCUAAUUCAACUGCACUGGUUCAUGGAAAAUCUAUGGACGCCACUGUACACUACGGUACAGUGGUCCAUUGGACUAAGCAUGAAAUCAAGGGGGGUCUAUGGAGGCUGAAGCUCACCCCCUUAGACAUUAGGUAGAACCAUAUCGAACGUAGGUACUAAAAAUAUUCAAAAAAUUAGACGUAUGAAAGACUUCGUACAUACGUAACGAAUUAUGGCAGUAACUCACUUUUCUAGCCCUCCACCUUUUUUAAUUUCGAGAUCCGCAUCUGUAUGGGACUCUAAAUACUAAGCCGUGAACUCAUCGGUGACAAUGUCUUCAAAAAUGAAGAGUGCUGUUAAUAAGUAUUUACAUGGUUUCAUAAGUAUAAUACUCACCAUAGACUUAAAUAAUUAUAUUUUAUUUGUAAACAAUUUUUAGAUAUUAAAACUAUCAGUUUAAUGUUAUAACAAUCUAAUAAAAAAUGUAAUACCAGUUUACAUCAAAUGUAAUUUCUGAUAUAAUUUUAUAUUUGCAGCUAUAAAAGAAUUUAAAUUUAAAUCUGUUUGUGGUCGCGUAGAAACGUAUUGCAAUGUUUAAGUAGGUACCGAAUUAACUAAUAAAUACUAAUAUAUCAACGCAACUCUGUUUACAAUUUUCAUUAAAUACAAUUUUAAAUUACAAGUGAUUUUGAAAUAAUGGAUAGCAUUAAACAGUAUUUUAUUCCAUCUAUGGAGAAUAAUGUCGAUGAAACAGUUGACGGAAAUGAUGCAAUCGAUGUUAACAUGAUUUGCAUUGAACCUCAACAAAAAGUUGAAAAUGAAAUCACUCAAUCACGUUUUAUGUCAAUAAAUGAGUUGGAUGUAGAAAAUUCAAACGCACAUUUUAUACGCAAAAUACAAAGAUUAGAAGAAGAAAAUGACCAUUUAUUAUCAAUCAUUGAACAAAAAAAUGUCAUGAUCAGUGAAAUUCAAAAAUCUAGCUGUAAUGAUAAGCCAGAUUUCGCAGCUAAAAAGAUAUUAUUACUAACUGAUAGAGUAAAAGAACUUACGUUGGAAUUACAGUCCAUAAAAUCAUCUACAUGUGGUGAUGAUAAAAGAAAUAAAGAUUAUACAAUAAAAAUAAAAGAGUUAACAGAUAAAUUGUGUCAGUCGAAUAAAAAUAAUUUUCAUUAUCGUAACCAGAUAAUGCAAUUAAAAAAUGAUUUACAAGUGACAAAAAAUGCAUUGUCUAAUGAAAUCGGAGACUCCACUAUUAUGCAGGCUGUUUUAUCUAGCACGGGUUCCUCAAAUUAUAGAGGACGAGCACAACAUAUACUGAUAUUACAGAAAAAAGUGAACGAAUUACAAGAGAAAUUAAACAAAGUUCGAGGAGAAUCUAAUGACUCAAUAAAACAAGAUGCUGAAAACUCAAAUGUAAUUAUCAGAGAAUUAGAGAAAGCACGCAAAGAGAUCACAGACAAAGCAUUAAAGGACACUCAAUCAAAAGUCAAUGAGUUGACCAAGUCAGUAAAUGUCUUAAAAAAUCGUAACAAAGCAUUAGAAGUAGAGAUAUCCGUUUUAAGAAUUCAAAUACAAAAAUUAAUGUCAAAAGCUGAAGUGGAUAGUGGAACUAUAGAACAGUUAAAAAUUGAGUCUGUUAAUAACACAAAUCAGUUAAAAACUAAAGGUUCCUUAUUAAAACUGGAAAAAUCAAUUGUAUUACUUCAAUCAAAAGCUGAUAAAGCACAACAGAUAAUCGAUCAACAAACAGCUUAUUUAAAAGAAAAAGAUAUAAAAAUAGCUCAUUUAGAAUCUAAACUAAAAGAUUGUAAUGAAAAUGAAAUAAUAUCAAAUCAUCAGAUGUGUAAAAUAGAUUUUUCAGAUCCAACAGAAAGUAUUAUUAAGAAAUUUAAAAAACUUGAAAAUCAACAAUUAAUCGACCUAUUAUGUAAUGCUCAUACUGAGAUUUGUAAACAAGUUAAAAUUGUUGGCGAUUUUAGAGGUAAAUUCUUUAUGGAAAAACAAAAAUUACAAAAACUCGAGUCCAAGAUUAAACUUUAUGGUUCAUCUACAUCUUCCAAACAAAAACCAAAUAAUAUCCCAUACCGUUUGAAUAAUGAAUUAAGUCCAAAUGAAAAACUAACUGAAUUACAAAAUAAAAUGGAACUGGCCGAAGAAGAACAUUCUGCUUUAAAAAUUAGCUUUGAUACUCAGAUAAUGAUCAAUGAAGAAAAUGUACAUCGCUUUGUCAAAGCAUUAAAUAAUAUAAAAGAACAGUUAUUAAUCAAAUGAAAUAUAUCACAAAAGCAUUUGAUUAUUAUCUCAGCUUUUAGUUCAGUCAGUCAAAUAAUCUGGAUACAGAACAUCAGUAAUCAUAUGAAUGAAGCAUUGUCUAAAGAAAUCGGAGACUCCACUAUUAUGCAAGCAGUUUUAUCUGGCACGGCUUCUUCAAAUUUUAGAGGAUGUGCAUAAAAAGUACUGAUGUUACAGCAAAAAGUGAAUAAAUUACAACAAAAACUAAACAAAGCUCAAUAAUAACCUAAUGACUCAAAAAACCAAGAUUCUUAAUUUUCUAUUAACAAUAUAUAUUAUUGUUACAAAUAUUUACAGUUUUUUAUUAUUAAUAUACUAACUACAAUAGGUGUUUUGUAAUUAUCAGACAAAUGGAGAAAGCACGUAAAUGGAUUUCUGACAAAGCAUUAAAGAUUACAUCUAAUGACUUGGUCAACUCAUUAACUUUUGACUGAGUGUCCUUUAAUGCUUUGUCUGUAAUCUCUUUGCGUGCUUUCUACAUUUGUCUUAUAAUUACAAAACACUUAUCGUAGUUAGUAUAUUAAUUAUAAAAAACUGUAUAUAUUUGUAACAAUAAUAUAUAUUGUUAAUAGAAAAUUAUGUAGGUACCAUUUGAGUGUUUAACAUCUUGUUUUAUUGAGUCAUUAGAUUCUCCUCGAACUUUGUUUAAUUUCUCUUGUAAUUCGUUCACUUUUCGCUGUAAUAUCAGUAUUUGUUGUGCACGUCCUCUAAAAAUUUGAAAGGACACUCAGUCAAAAGAUAAUGAGUUGACCAAGUCAUUGGAUGUAUGGAAAAGUCGUAGCAAAGCAUUAGAUGUAGAAAUGACAGUUUUAAGAGUUCAAAUACAAAAAUUAUUGUCUUACACUGAACUGGACAGUAAAACUAUUGAACAAUUGAAAGUAUUGACUAAUACAUUUCUAUUUAUUUUUAUCAAUCCAAUGUAAAUCUAAUAUAUAAUAUUUCGAUUGUUUCAUUAUUUUUAGAUAAUAAUUUUAGAGAAAAACGCGGUAGAACUUAG
Molecule: messenger RNA, 3709 nt
Organism: Sipha flava (yellow sugarcane aphid)
Lineage: Eukaryota; Metazoa; Arthropoda; Insecta; Hemiptera; Aphididae
Exons: 13
Coding region: 1117-2691 (524 amino acids)
Biological process (GO): cytoplasmic microtubule organization; non-motile cilium assembly
Cellular component (GO): centriolar satellite
Source: RefSeq, a predicted model, not a curated record